This is a messenger RNA of Pollicipes pollicipes, 2940 nucleotides long. RefSeq names its product hemicentin-2. Gene Ontology annotation, biological process: synapse organization. The transcript has 7 exons. The record is from RefSeq and is a predicted model, not a curated record. Gene Ontology annotation, cellular component: neuron projection membrane. NCBI's taxonomy places the organism in Eukaryota, Metazoa, Arthropoda, Thecostraca, Pollicipedomorpha, Pollicipedidae. Bases 643 to 1491 code for a protein of 282 amino acids.
UGCUGACGGUGAACGACUGUGACGGGCCGUGCUGACGGUGAACGACUGUGACGGGCCGUGCUGACGGUGGACGACUGUGACGGCCAGUGCUGCGGGCUGGAGCUGAAACGGUCGGCGCUGAAGACCAGGCGUUGUGACGGACAACGCUGGACGCCGGUUGCGGCGUGGGUGAAGACGGAAGCAGCGGUGACGUGAUGACCGUCGCGUGACCGACUGGACUGUGCGCGGAUUUUCGUCAGCGUGAGAGUUUCUCCGGAGCGGAGGCAGGAGCUUCGACCGUCGCCCAGUUCUAAACGCACGAGGUCUCAGUGGUCGCGGCAGGCGACGUCGGGCGGCGCCGCCGAGAAGUUACAGCAAACAUUUAGUAUGGAUCUGCGUCGGAGCCGCAGGCCCGACUGAGCGGCCUCCGAGCCUCCGCCGGGCGGACUGAGCGGACUGCGGACCUCCGCCGGGCAGACUCAGCGGACUGCGGACCUCCGGACCUCCGCCAGGCGGACUGACAAACUGCGAGCCUCCACCGGACGGAUUGAGCGGACUGCGGGCCUCCGCCGGGUGGACUGAGCGGACAGCGAGCUUCCGCCGGGCGGACUGAGCAGACUGCGGACUUUCCAAUCUCCGCCGGGCGGAGUGAGAGCGUGCGGAAUGCGGACGGUGUGGCGGCGGCCGCUGCUGGCCGGCUGGGCGUGCUGGGUGUCCCUACUGAUCAGCCCUCCGCCGCUGACCUCGGCCGCGCCAGGUGUCGUCCCGCCGCCGUCCGUCGCCCAGCUGACUUCGAGGCUCGAGUUCGACGCCGAACACUCGCCCAACGUUACGGCACGCGUGAACGGCACGGCGAUCCUCAGCUGUCGGAUCCGCGGCGUGAGCUCCCGACAGGUGGUGUCCUGGGGUCGGACGUACGAAGUGCUCGUCAGCGGCCAGGUGGUGUUCGCCAGCGACGGCCGAUUCCAGCCGCUGCAUCAGGAGUACAGCGAGGAUUGGGGCCUGCGGGUGACAUCUGUGCGGCCCUCUGACGCCGGCUGGUACCACUGCCAAGUGGGCACCACACCUCCAGUCUUACACCACGUCUACCUGAACGUGGUCGACCCCAAAGUGGAGAUCGUCGGUGGUCCCGAGCUCUUCAUUAAUAGGGGAAGCACGGCUAACCUCACGUGCAUCAUCCGGAAUGCGCACAGAGUUCCAGACAAUGUCCGGUGGACGCAUGACAAUAAGCUGGUGCAGUUUGACCGCGCUCGAGCGGGCGUCAAGGUCAGGACGUUCUACGAGCGAGACCGCACCGUCAGCUACUUCAGCAUAGAGAGGGCGUUACCCUCCGACUCUGGGGAGUACUUCUGUGACCCGGACGGUCUGGCCCAGGUCAAGGUGAUUCUUCACGUGCUCAACGGCGAGCACCCGGCCGCUAUGCAGACGGGCGGCGUGGGCCAGGCCGCGGCUCCGGCCUUGCUGCUGCUCUCCAUCGCCACCAACCUCUACACAGCUUGCUGCACCGCGUAGAGACGACCCGCCGGCGAUGUAGCGGCGCCCAGCGCAGACUGCAACGACGGCUUAACGCCCAGCGCAGGCCGCAGCGACGGUCCAGCGCCCUCCAUACCGUCCGAGCCGGCCUCGGCGCCCAGGCCGCCGUCUGUGGGCGUCCCGCCGUUUGCGAGAGGUCCGGCGGCCGGACCACCUUCUGCGCCAGGUUCUGCUCUGUCAUGCCGCGCUGGAGGGACGGCAGCUCAGGCUGUGCGCGGGCUGAUGCGAGCCUAGAGCCGGGACGGCGGCGGCCGACGCUGCUGCACCAGCGCUGGCUGUGGCCGCCGCCGGGGCAGUGGUGCUCUCUGCUUACGUGGUGAGUUAGUGCAGGAAGCUGGUGCAGGGGCAGCGGGACGAACCGCUACCCUUGGCGCGAGACCUGGGCUCUCCUACUGGAAGCGGGAGUGGACCACUGGCGCGGCGGCUAUAGGCGUUGGCUUGAAGAGCUGCUCGUUUGGAGGAGGCCACGGUGCGGUGCGCCUGCUCGGCGCGAGGGGACUCAGAUAGGCCGCCGCGAGACUGUCGGGUGCUCCACCGAGGAGUGGAGGGGAACUGCUCACCUCCUGACGCGGUCGAUGGGGUGAGACACUCUUCAAGCGCGCGAGACUGAAGGAAAGUCUUGGAGCACGUGGGGAAUUGGGUGGGGAUCACUCAAGCUGCGACAAUGAGUCGUCAGAUCGGCUGUAAUAGGUCGAAUGGUUUCUUGUUAGUCGUAAGUGAUCUCACGGAUGAAUGCUCCGUUGUGUUUACGUGGUCCAAGAUCGAAGUUUCUGUAUGUGUGUAUCCAGCUUGAGGGUGCAGACGGUGUCUGCAUUCCAGAGAUGUGCUGGACAUAAGUCUGACCAGUGUGCAAGAACAUGUUGUGUCUUUCCUUUCACCACGUAACUUUAAGAUCCGCAGGACUAUCAAGUGGUUUCAGUCAUCCAGUUUGCCGAGCAUCGAUGUUUUUCCUUUUUUGCAUUUCAUUUGCACUUUGAGAAUAAUGCUCAUUAUUGAGAAGCUUUAUAAUUGUAUCUUUGAGCGAUGCCUCCUUCACAAACCACUUUUGGUGCAACUGUUUCUCUUCGCUGCAUUCAGGAUAGGCUGACUGCAAAACACGUCGCAUGUCUGUGAAUCGCUGUUCGGAGCCUUCAUCUGUUAAGCAAACAUUCAGUUUAUAUUUGUCCCGUCAUUGCAGGCAUCAUGCACUAUUAACUUGACCCCUUGUAACAUUGGUGGUCGCACAACAAACACAUAUUUUGUGGUAGGCUGGGAGUUGCUGCAUCCCUACAUGGCGCUUUCUUACGACAUUUGUUUUUUGUUGGAAAGAUAUGCCGGUGGAGUGCUAGUGGAACAUAAUCGGUGCGCGGUACAAACCAACAUAUAAUAUUGGAACUGUGUCAGCUUGAUCCAGGGCAGAUUGCCACAAAUAAAUGCACUUCAAAUGUG